Mycena indigotica is the source of this 876-nucleotide messenger RNA. RefSeq names its product F-box domain-containing protein. Lineage: Eukaryota; Fungi; Basidiomycota; Agaricomycetes; Agaricales; Mycenaceae. The coding region runs from base 1 to 876 and encodes 291 amino acids. The record is from RefSeq and is a predicted model, not a curated record. The transcript has 3 exons.
AUGAAGCUUUCCAGCAACGUCGUGGCACUCGCCGUCCUCAGUGGCGGCCUCGCCAACGCCAGUCCGAUGCGGGUCAUCAUUGCGUCCAGCAACGGCAACGUGGCGGAGCUGCACGCCGUCGAUGUGGCACGGCUAACCAAGCCCGUGCCCGUCCCGAUAGGCAGGAUCGGCAUCCCGCACGCCAUGCCCAUGCCCAUCGUCGAGGGCGCUGUCGGCGCUGUGGCUGUCCCCGUCCCCAUCCAGCUCACCAACGUUGUCCCUGCCCUCACCCAUGGCCAGCAAGGGAAGCCCUGCGGCCGUGGUGGUCUCCGUUACCAGGCGGGCAAGAUGGUCGCCGCCGUCAAGAUUGCCUUUGGGUUUUCUAUCAAGAGUGGCGGCGGAGAGCCUACGCGCCCGCCGCCUGGAACAGAGUUCCCCCCCGGCUUGCCGCCCAUUCUGGAGGGCCCCGGUCAUGGCCAUGGCCCGCACCAUCUUCUCCCCGUUGACGCCCCGGUCAAGGUGCACGUGCACCAUGCGCAGCACAAGCACGCCCACCAUAUGCACGCCCACGGCCAUGGCGUCCCGGAGUCCUUCCUCGGCCGCGUACAUGUCGCGUUGAUGAGUCUGGGUCCAUGGGAGGGCCGCGCCGUCGCUUUCGUUCUUGGUUGCGGCAUUGGCGUCCUCCUCCGCAUGUUCUUCGUCCUCUCCGUACUCGCCGUCCGCGCUUUCCGCGCCCGCGCUGCGCCCGAGGCGGAGUACUACACCGUGCUCGAAAUCGAGGAUGUCGACGCCGAGGAGAUAUUCGUCGCGCCGCCCAUGUACACCACGCCUGUCCCGGUUGCCGUCGUCGUAGAUGAGAACGGCUUCCCGUUGGAGAAGACUGAAGAGAGCAAGUGA